UCCCGCUGCGAUUGUCGUAUUGGAAGCACCAUGUUGCUGCUGUUUCUCUUCAUCAAACGCUAAACGGGCGCGUAGAUUUCUGUUUUUAAAAAAAUUCUCAAGACAUUUAAUUUUUUCAAAUUUCCCAACAAUCAUAAAAAAAUACAAAAUUUGACAAUAUUAUUUUUACGGGUGUUUUAUUUUUAAAUUGGUGCAAUCAAAACGGUUUCCCCAGAAAAAAAUAAAGAUUUUCCAUCCUUGUGAAUUUUGGAAAUCUUAAUAUAUAAUAAAGUGAUUUUCCAAAUGAGACUGUUCAAAGUAUUUUGGUUCCUAAGUCGAGGAGGGACAAUCAUGACUUAAUUGCCUGACCUGGAAUCCUAUUUAACUAUAUAGCUCUAGCUAGUGCUGUGUGUGAUCUAUAUAUUGAGAUAUAGAGAGUGUCGUGAAAUUAUUUUUUUGGGAUUAUAAGAAUUUUGGAGAAAAGACUGCAAGUGCGAAGAAGAAAAAAAAUUAAUUAAAUAAAAAGAAAGAAACUUUGAUGAAAGUGUGGUGGUGAAAGAUGAUGAUGAAUGCAUUUAUGGACACAGGAGCGUCGGCUCAUCACCUGGCCACGUAUGGUCUGAAGAUGUCGCCAACGGGAUUGGCGCAGGAUGCAACUGUGUCAGCAUCAGGGAUGACCGGGGCACCUGGUAUGAAUACCGAUAUGUCCUCAUCUGCAUCCACCCAACAUCCCUAUCAGAAUACAGCCACAGCAGGGUAUCCGCCACAUCAUCCGGCGGCGACACACAUGAGUCACCUCAAUACGCAAAAUUCCCUCUACCCAAGGGACUUCCUUUUGCGACGUGACAACGAGUACAUCCCACCAACGGGCGCGAGUCAAUCGGCUGCGGAUCCCUCAACGAUGCUCUUCCCUUCCAUCCACCACCCGCACCCUUCGAUGCAUGACAAUCUCAAUCAUCACUCUGUGGGGCAGCAUCACUUCCAUCAGCAUCAAAUGCGAAUGGGUAUUGCACCGGAUUACACACAUCCGGCAUACCAUCAUCCGCAUCAGGGAAAUUUUCCGUCGGUCCAUCAUCACAAUCUCGCCAAUUUGCCCAUGAAUGCCGCCCAACCGGGUGCCUUUAUUCGCUACAUGCGACACCACCAGCCGUCUGCCAUAAAGCAGGAGAUGCAGUGUCUCUGGGUGGACCCAGAUAACCCAAUGCUCCAUCAGACUGCUGCACCGGGUGCUGGGAGGAAGACUUGUGGCAAGACCUUCAAUACGAUGCAAGACAUCGUGACACAUCUCACAGUGGAGCACGUUGGUGGACCCGAAUGCACCACUCAUGCCUGCUUCUGGAUGGGAUGCACUCGAAAUGGGCGCCCCUUCAAAGCCAAGUACAAACUCGUCAACCACAUUCGCGUUCACACGGGUGAGAAACCCUUCCCGUGCCCCUAUCACGGAUGCGGCAAAGUUUUCGCACGAUCCGAGAACCUCAAGAUCCACAAACGAACACACACCGGUGAGAAGCCAUUUAAGUGCGAACACGAGGGAUGCGACAGGAGAUUUGCCAAUUCAUCGGACCGGAAGAAGCACUCGCACGUUCACACGUCCGACAAGCCCUACAAUUGCCGCGUAAAUGGGUGCGAUAAGUCCUACACGCAUCCUUCCUCCCUGAGGAAGCACAUGAAGGUGCACGGGAGUCUGGGUGAGAAAUCACCGUCGCACGCGUAUGAUAGCGAAGGUGAGGAAUCGAGCUCGUCGAGUGUGAUCACGGGUGGAACGCAGACGCCGCCGACGACGCGUCUGGGUGGCGGAACGGAUAAGCUGCUGACGCCGUCGUCGAUAAAGUCAGAGACCGGCCAUGGGCAUCAUACACACCUGUCGCACCAUUCGCUGCACAGCAACAAUAACAACAAGCCACCGCCUCCGCCUGCACCGUACGGCCCGCUUGCGCCGCACCAGACGCCGCCCGCAUCGUCUGCCUCGUCAAUGCUCGUGGGACACCAUCAGCACCAUCUUCUCUAUCACCAUACGCAGCAUCCCAACGAUUGGUACCAUCACCAUCAUUCACCGAGCACCCCUACCGCAGACACCAUGACGCACCUCAAUCACUUCAGUCAUCACCAUCUUGUGCAUCACGGCGCCGCCACGGCGUACUGAGGAGAACCCCUCGGUGGCCCCAUUGCAUGGCACGAUCCCCACGCUCCUGAGAUCAGUGACAAAAACUAAAAUGGCGCAACGUUCGUGCACACAGCCUAUGCUGAACCUAUUGGUUAGUGAGUCCUAUUCUAAAAGCUACCCAGUGACAAUACCUAUAUAGGCACUAUGACUUAUUAACUUAAAUAAUUAUUUUCCCGUCUUUUGCAAUCAUUUUUAAGGUCAGGAACGUAUUUAAAAGUUUUUUUAGGUAAAAUAUUUCAAAGGAGCUUAUUCAAGCUGCUCUGCUUCUAGGAAACAAUUUUGAUCAGUAAUAUCUUUUAGAGGAUCAAAAAAAAAAACGCAAAAUAACUUAUCAUUUUCCGCUAAAUCCACUAAAGAUUUCCCAGAAAAUGUAAAAAUAUGCGCAGUCAUUGCCCAUUUUUUUCCCUUUUAAUGUUUCAAAACAUUCGCAACAAUGUUUCAUCAAUGAAUUUGUCGCUAUGAAACAUUGUUGUGAGUCAAAAUUGUUUCCUCGAAUCAGAGCACAACCCAUAUAUGAUUGAAUGAACUCCUUUCUUAAACUUUCAUGAGCUUUUGAAAGCUUAAUUUUUUUUAAAUUUAAAUUGAGAACAAAUUGAACUUUUUUAUAAAAAUUGAUUGAAAAUGAAAAUAUUCCUUUAAAUUUUCGUUCUUGAAAUUUUAAAUCUACCACAUAAAAUGACAUAAAUUAUGCAAAUUCUCAUAUAAUGCAAAGAUUGAUCAAAGAUAGUGCUAAAUAUGGUAUUGCUACAUGCAAGAUAUUGCAAGCAGGUUUUAUAUAGGCUGUGUAUUUGUCUCCUAUAAAAUUUAGCAAUUUUAUCGAGAACAAACCACCUCUACUAAUCACGCCAUGUUGGCCGCGAAUCCUAAGAAAAAAACAAUUUGAAAGUUAAAUGUCUCUCAAAGACACCGACUUGUGCCUCUGCUUGUAUCCCUCUGGAAGUAAUGACGACAAAAUUCGUAGAUUUAAGCAAAAAGAAAAGCUAAAAAAAAAAUUGUAAACCCAAACCACCCUCGCAAAAGGGGGUCGGAGAGGGUGUAUGUAGAAGUUCGUUCGUGUUACUUAGUGGCGAGAGAUUUUUAGUUGAGAGACUUUUUUUGUUGGUUUAGAUAUCCUUGAAUUCCCACAUCACGACAAACUACCAUUAAUUAGGGCUUUUAUGUGAACGAAUGAGACGACUUUUUGCUCGAUUUUAGAUGGAAAAUUUGAGUCAUUUUCUCACAUGACGAUUUAGGAAAAAUUUGUAUGAAAAAACCACCAACUACCCCAUCCCCAUCCCUUCUUAAUAAGCUUUGACGAGUUUAAAUGUGUGUGAGUUUAGAUGAAAACACACUCGAGAUUAAUUUUUGCCUGCCAGACCCAUCACAAAUUUUAGUGCGUAGAAAUUGACAAGAUAAUUAAUUUAUUGCAAGUGUGAUAAAAAGAGAAUAAAAAAAUUGUAAAUAUAGAUUAUAAAAAAAUAUAGUUUUAAUUUUAUUGUAUGUUGACCAAGAGAAAAAAAGAAAAUUCUAUAACAGCGAAAAAAGCUCAUUGCGCUUCAGAACACCACCCCCUGCAAAUGAAAAAAAAAAAAAUUGCGCCAAAAACAAUUUUUUGAACCUCCUGGACUUGUGUUGAAAAUUUAAUUAAUUUACAAUUUAUAAAACAGAACAAUAUAGUGCAUCACAAUGGGACAACAAAAGGAGAGUCAGUGAGUGUAGAGAGGAGAAUAAAUGAGUUUUACUAUAAAUAAAAUUUAUUGUAAAUUGUAAUGUUGUAAAUAACAAUUGAAAAUAAUUGAAGAAUUAAAGUAUUGUGAAUGUAUUA
Messenger RNA from Lutzomyia longipalpis, 3947 nucleotides. It is a transcript of the gene opa, whose product is annotated as pair-rule protein odd-paired. The record is from RefSeq and is a predicted model, not a curated record. Gene Ontology annotation, molecular function: DNA-binding transcription factor activity, RNA polymerase II-specific; RNA polymerase II cis-regulatory region sequence-specific DNA binding. The transcript has 3 exons. Lineage: Eukaryota; Metazoa; Arthropoda; Insecta; Diptera; Psychodidae. The coding region runs from base 539 to 2122 and encodes 527 amino acids. Gene Ontology annotation, biological process: central nervous system development; regulation of transcription by RNA polymerase II. Gene Ontology annotation, cellular component: nucleus.